This is a messenger RNA of Cylicocyclus nassatus, 1542 nucleotides long. The record is from the annotation of a GenBank genome assembly. NCBI's taxonomy places the organism in Eukaryota, Metazoa, Nematoda, Chromadorea, Rhabditida, Strongylidae.
AUGGGAAGUGUUUCAGAAAAUGAACCUGAUAACAUAAGUGAAUAUGUGGAUAUACUCACAUUCUGUGGUCUUGUCCUGAGUUAUUCUUCAGUGUGGAACUUUCCAGCAGAAACUAUGGCUAAUGGCGGUGCUUUCUUCGUAAUUAUUUAUUUAUUGGCGACUUUCACAUGUCUUUUUCCAAUACUUCAUUUGGAAUUAUUUGUAGGGCAACGCCACCAAAGUGGCGUGUGCAGAGUGUAUCGAAGUUAUGGCAGAGCCUAUGAAGGCUUUGGGGCAGCGGUCUGCAUUUUGACAUUCUUGACAUCACAGUAUAGCAUGAUGGACUCUUACGCGACUGUUGUUCAUUUUGGGAUCCUAUCAUUUCAUAAUGAACCUAAGGACCUCGUAAGCUGCUCUAGUAAAAGAUACUCAGGUGCUACAAGUUGUGUUUCUCUGCUUGAACAUACCGAGUGCCAGCGGAGUGUGGAGAUCGUCAGCGGCCGCAGACUGACGUCGCACUACUACACAUAUGACUACAGAAGCGAGCUCUGUACAGAUGUCCGAUAUGGAGACUACAGUCCUUACAAUGUUUCGCUCUACCAGCACAAGUCACGCUUCUUUGACUCAGUAUCGGAAAUCUACCUCAAAUUCAUCAGGGAAGGCAACAGUAGGAAUAUUUAUGUGCAGCGGCUUUGGAUUUAUUUGCCACUCUUCUGCAUGUUUGCAAUUCUUUGUCUCCUUAGAGUAACAGAUGUUCGUCGACUAAUCGCUGUAAUUUAUGUAAUGUUUGCGGUCAGUUUUAUAUCAAGUGUUGUGGCAUUUGUUACACUGACCGAAUUUGGCACUGUGACAAGCAUUUUAUGGUCUGCCAGCACGCCAGAGUCUUUGCUCAUAUUAAAAACUUAUGCGCGAGCAGUGCGUUUGGCUUUCAACAGCGGAGGCUUAGCAGUCUGCGGAGUGAUGUCAGCAGCCUCGUUCAGAAGCAAAUCCAAAAAUUCAUACCGGCUUGCCACAAUCAUGGUAUUCAGCAAUAUUGCUACUAGCUUUUUGAGCUUGCUGGCAACACUCAGUAUCUGUGGAACUUUGGCUGAUAACUCAUAUCAAAGAACGUUCUCACCACGAAGAAAUCCCAAUAUAUUCGUCAUCGGCAUGGUAACCGAAGCUGUUAUAACAAAGACCAACAACACCUUCUGGGUGGUGGUGUUCACAUUUGCAUAUUUAAUCACGAAAAUAACGCCUUUCUUCGCUCCGAUUAUGGUGGCCGCUGCUAUAACUCGUGAUUUAUGCUACAGUAGCCACCGUUGGUCGAGACGAGUCGGAGUGAUGGGAUCAGUAUGCAUUAUUGGAUUUGUAGUUUCAGUUUUUAGAAGUAUCGUGCCAGCUAAAGUAUACGUUAAUCAGCUUCUUCCUGAUGUGCAGUCAACGUAUGAAGUUGUUAUUCCCAUAGCCAUGCUCGUUAUAUUUAUCGUCAUUUACGGCAGGUUUUUCUCACGACAAGUGACAAACUCAGUAGUUAUUACUAAGUAUAUUUCUUUCGUCUACAAAAAUUUGAUAAAUAGGUGA